Messenger RNA from Camelina sativa (false flax), 1094 nucleotides. RefSeq names its product adenine phosphoribosyltransferase 5. Gene Ontology annotation, cellular component: cytosol. Gene Ontology annotation, molecular function: adenine phosphoribosyltransferase activity. The record is from RefSeq and is a predicted model, not a curated record. Lineage: Eukaryota; Viridiplantae; Streptophyta; Magnoliopsida; Brassicales; Brassicaceae.
UCUCUUUCUCUAUUAAAAUAUUAAAUGCUCUCUCACCCACUUUCUUCUACUACAACUGGUGGUGAACAGAGGAACAGAGCGAGAUAGAGACACAAAGAGAGAGAGAGAGGAUCUGAUCUCAUUUCAUUUCCUCGUUUCCUUCUUCUGCGAGGGAAAUUUAAUUGUCUUCUACUUUGAAAUCUUCCCCAUUUAUUUACUCUUCAAGCAAGAAAGAGAAAGAGAGAGAGAGAGAGAGAUUAAUAUACUAGUGUUCAAGACACUCCUUGACACUCUCAAGAAUUGAAUUUCAAAAUUUUAGAGAGAAAGAGAGAAAGAGAGAGAGAGAGGAUAGAGAGAAACGAUGUUUGCUGCGGAGAAUGGUCUGAAAGGUGAUCCAAGACUCGAAGCUAUAUCAGCAGCCAUUAGAGUUGUUCCUGAUUUCCCCAAGAAAGGGAUUAUGUUUCAGGACAUAACAACGUUGUUAUUGGAUCAUAAGGCCUUUAAACAUACGAUUGACAUUUUCGUUGAUCGCUACAGAGACAUGCAAAUCUCUGUCGUUGCUGGAGUUGAAGCGAGAGGUUUUUUGUUGGGUCCUUCCAUUGCCUUAGCCAUCGGCGCAAAGUUUAUCCCUUUGCGUAAACCAGGAAAAUUACCAGGGAAAGUGAUAUCGGAGUCGUAUGAGCUUGAGUAUGGACAUGACCGUUUAGAGAUGCACGUUGGCACCGUUGAGCCUCGAGAACCCGGUUCAUUCCGGUUGAGGUUAUUUUCUCCUGGCAGAGUUCAUGUUUCAUUGUUACAAGUUUCAUCUUCUUUAUAAAAACUCUUAGGGUUUCAGUUCAACGUCUUUGUAUUCGUUCUCUGUAGAUUGAAUUUUGCUGUGCGGCUUUUACUUUUUUUUUUUUUUUUUAUCUUAAUCAAAAAAUGGCUAAUAACUGUAAUCAUGAAAAAGGGUAAGACAUACAUUCGUAAUACUAUAUGCGGGAAAUCUGAAGGAAAGAAAGUACAAAUAGUAGUAGUAGGUUUACUAAAAUUGAAUGCGGUUAUUACUGAGAGAGCUGAUGAAGUUGGUUGUUGGUAUUCUACGACAAACUAUUUAAUACUGCCACAUUGGUCCA